AUGGUGCCCGUCGAGAUGAGAUAUCCUACCAUGGAAAAGUUAGCACUCUGUCUCGUUAUCUCAGCUCGGAGGUUGCAUCCGUACUUCGAGGCCCAUUCUAUCGUCGUUUUAACCAAUUCUCCCCUCAAGAAAAUCCUCCAGAGGCCUGAAGUGUCAGGUCGGUUAACCAAGUGGGUCAUCAAACUUGGGGAGUUCGACAUCCAGUUCCGACCAAGGACAGUAAUCAAGGACCAAGCCGUGGCUGACUUCAUUAUGGAAAUCACCACCCCAAAUGAAGGGGGGAUCAGUGCCAAAGUCGAAAUGACUCCUUCACCUGUUCCUUCAAGUGACCAAAAGGCGAUGUCAGAAUCAGGGUGGGUUCUAUAUGUAAACGGGUCGUCCAAUGCCAACUGUGCUGGAGCAGGAAUUGUCCUGAUAUUGCUUGAUUCCACACCCAUCCAGUACGCGAUCAGACUCAAUUUCAAGGCCUCCAACAAGGAGGCGGAGUACGAGGCUCUGCUAGCUGGAUUCCGGCUGACAGCUAGUCUAGGGGUCCAGGCUCUCCAGAUUCUUAGAGCAGAAAAUUCUUGGGCCGACGCCCUAGUGAAGCUAGCUUCAGCCACGGAAGGGAAGAUCCCACGAAUCAUUCCCAUGGAAUUCAUAGAACAUCUAAGCAUCGAUCAGACGGAGAAGAAAAUGGUCAAUCCCGUAGAUGAUACUCCAAGCUGGAUGGACCCGGUUUACGGCUACCUCAUAUUUGACGAAGUCCCCUUGAAUAAGUUGAAAGCUAGAUGCCUGAGAGUCAGAUCAGCAUGGUAUGUAGUCCUGGAUGAGAUCCUAUACAAGAAAGGACAUUCACAGCCCUAUCUCAGGUGUUUUCGACCCGAUGAGGCAGAUUAUGUGAUUCGGGAGAUUCACGAAGGAAUCUGCGAAAAUCAUUCCGGCGGUCUUGCCCUGGCCUUGAAAAUACUCCGACAAGGAUAUUUUUUACCUACCAUCAGAGAGGACUCAAAGAACAAUGUUCAAAGGUGCAAUAAAUGCCAACGAUAUGCGAAUGUGCCGAGGCAACCUGCAGAGGAAAUGACUCCCAUGAGCGGUCUGUGGCCGUUCACUCAGUGGGGGAUCGACAUCAUCGGCCCCUUGUCCACAGGAAAAGGGCAAGUUAAGUUCAACAUUGUUGCAGUCAAUACUUCACCAAGUGGGCCAAGGCCAAACCUGUUACAAAAAUCACAGAACAUAAAGUGA
This is a messenger RNA of Magnolia sinica, 1224 nucleotides long. RefSeq lists its product as uncharacterized. Gene Ontology annotation, molecular function: nucleic acid binding. The record is from RefSeq and is a predicted model, not a curated record. NCBI's taxonomy places the organism in Eukaryota, Viridiplantae, Streptophyta, Magnoliopsida, Magnoliales, Magnoliaceae. The transcript is spliced from 2 exons. The coding region runs from base 1 to 1224 and encodes 407 amino acids.